AUGGACGACUUUUAUUUGCCUGAUGAAGAUGAACUGGGUACAGAACUCAUGGUUGCUGCAUUUGUUGAAGAUCUUCACCAAACAAUCUCUAAUUCAGAGAGCAACACAUCUUAUUCUACUCCACCAUUGGUUUCUCAGAGCAUUAAUAAUGAUAAUACUACCACAAGCUACACAUCCAUGGAAUUUCAUCAAAGACCACCCACCAACCAACUCAACCUUAAUAAUAAUGACCAAACUUCAUCAGUAUUAGAUUACAAAACUAAUUCCGAACCGUUGAUUCUUUCUUUUGGAAAUUCAGAUUUGUUUAACAACGUCCCUGAUCAUCACCUCCAUUACAAAGAGAACAUAGCAAUAGCAGGCUUUUCAGGAGACUUGAGCUCCUCAUCUCCUGUCUUCAACUAUUCAAAUAUCAAUUCAUCAAAUGCAAAUCAAUUCCAUGAAGAUGAAAUCAUAUUUAGGGAAUGGAGUAAGAAGAUAAGUGGCGGUACGACAAAGCCUGCAUCUCAGUUGCGAGACCAUGUUCUUGCAGAGAGAAAACGGAGAGAGAAUCUCAACAAGUUGUUUAUAGCUCUUUCCACCGUUGUUCCUGGCCUUAAAAAGACAGACAAAUCCUCGGUUCUUGGAGAGACUAUAAAGUACAUAAAACAGCUGCAAGAAAAAGAAAAGAAACUUGAGGUGCAAAGUGCGAAGAAAGAUAUUGAACAAGUGGUCGUAGUUAAGAAAACAAAGAUCAUAGUUGAUGAUGAAGAUGAAAAUGAUUGCUCCAACGAGACCUCAAGCGACUCAAAGGAAGAGUGGCUGCCACAAAUCGAAGCUAAAGUGUCCGGAAACAAUGUCCUUCUUAAACUCCAUUGCAAGAAACAAAAAGGAGUUUUGGCAAAAGCCCUAUCGGAGAUGGACAAGUAUAACUUGAAGGUCAUCAACACUAGCGCCAUGCCAUUCGGGGAUUUGUGUUUGGAUAUUACCAUUAUUGCUCAGCUUUUGAACAAUUAUAACAUGAAUCCGAAGGUUCUCAACUCAUGUAAGCAUGCUGCGCUUCAUUAA
Messenger RNA from Ziziphus jujuba (common jujube), 1044 nucleotides. Its product is annotated as transcription factor bHLH18-like. The transcript has 3 exons. Gene Ontology annotation, molecular function: protein dimerization activity. NCBI's taxonomy places the organism in Eukaryota, Viridiplantae, Streptophyta, Magnoliopsida, Rosales, Rhamnaceae. The record is from RefSeq and is a predicted model, not a curated record. Bases 1 to 1044 code for a protein of 347 amino acids.